Messenger RNA from Piliocolobus tephrosceles (Ugandan red Colobus), 2734 nucleotides. It is a transcript of the gene DAP3, whose product is annotated as death associated protein 3. Gene Ontology annotation, cellular component: mitochondrial ribosome; mitochondrial small ribosomal subunit. Gene Ontology annotation, molecular function: structural constituent of ribosome. Lineage: Eukaryota; Metazoa; Chordata; Mammalia; Primates; Cercopithecidae. The record is from RefSeq and is a predicted model, not a curated record. Gene Ontology annotation, biological process: apoptotic process. The transcript is spliced from 12 exons. Bases 46 to 1560 code for a protein of 504 amino acids.
UAGUUGGAGGCCGCGGCGGCUGCGCGUCGAGUCGUUUCCGGCCGGAUGACCCGAGCCUUUUACGCAGUCGCAGGACGGGCGCUUAGGUGCCGGCCGCAGGCAGUGUUUGUCAGUCGUCUGGUCUGGAGAACUAGUCCUCGACUCACGAGUGCAAGGAUGAUGCUGAAAGGAAUAACAAGGCUUAUCUCUAGGAUCCAUAAGUUGGACCCUGGGCGUUUUUUACACAUGGGGACCCAGGCAAGCCAAAGCAUUGCUGCUCACCUAGAUAACCAGAUUCCAGUUGACAGUCCCAGAGCUAUUUCCCGCACCAUUGAGAAUGACCCGGCCAAGCAUGGGGAUCAGCACGAGGGUCAGCACUACAACAUCUCCCCCCAGGAUUUGAAGACUGUAUUUCCCCAUGGCCUUCCUCCUCGCUUUGCGAUGCAGGUGAAGACAUUCAGUGAAGCUUGCCUGAUGGUAAGGAAACCAGCCCUAGAACUUCUGCAUUACCUGAAAAACACCAAUUUUGCUUAUCCGGCUGUACGAUAUCUUCUGUAUGGAGAGAAGGGAACAGGAAAAACCCUCAGUCUCUGCCAUGUUAUUCAUUUCUGUGCAAAACAGGACUGGCUGAUACUACAUAUUCCAGAUGCUCAUCUUUGGGUGAAAAAUUGUCAGGAUCUUCUGCAGUCCAACUACAACAAACAGCGCUUUGAUCAACCUUUAGAGGCUUCAACCUGGCUGAAGAAUUUCAAAACUACAAAUGAGCGCUUCUUGAACCAGAUAAAAGUUCAAGAGCAGUAUGUCUGGAAUAAGAGAGAAAGCACUGAGAAAGGCAGUCCUCUGGGAGAAGUGGUUGAACAGGGCAUCACACGGGUGAGGAACGCCACAGAUGCAGUUGGAAUUGUGCUGAAAGAGCUAAAGAGGCAAAGUUCUUUGGGUAUUUUUCACCUCCUGGUGGCCGUGGAUGGAAUCAAUGCUCUUUGGGGAAGAACCACCCUGAAAAGAGAAGAUAAAAGCCCGAUUGCCCCAGAGGAAUUAGCACUUGUUCACAACUUGAGGAAAAUGAUGAAAAAUGACUGGCAUGGUGGCGCCAUUGUGUCAACUUUGAGCCAGACUGGGUCUCUCUUUAAGCCCCGGAAAGCCUAUCUGCCCCAGGAGUUGCUGGGAAAGGAAGGAUUUGAUGCCCUGGAUCCCUUUAUUCCCAUCCUGGUUUCCAACUAUAACCCAAAGGAAUUUGAAAGUUGUAUUCAGUAUUAUUUGGAAAACAAUUGGCUUCAACAUGAGAAAGGUCCAUCGUUUAGUUUUUUCCUAUCAGGGCUUUGUGAUCACAGUAGAAUCCCACUCAGUCAGAGCCUUGAUCUCUUCUUCCAUCAACAACAGCCUCUAAUUUGUACUUUAUCCUUUAUCUUGACUUCUUUCUGGCUGAUAAAUGGUACAGAAAGGUGGGUGGAAGGUUGUUAUGGUUUAAUUUACAAAAGAGAUUUUAUCCCUAAAUAUUUCAUGAUAAAGAAGGGAGCAAAACCAACUCCAUCCACUGGGCAGAGUUUCCAGGUAAUUGGGUUCCUGCCACAUUCUCCUUAAUGAAUUUAUUCAUUCAACAGACUUCACUUGAGAGAUUCAUUCUGGAACACCCAUAGAAUAAUUCAUACUGCGCAAAGGCUACUCCAGCACCUAAGUAAAUCUUUGCCACACCUGUCCUAGUAGAUGUACAGAAAUUAACUUUCAGCACCAUAUUUCAUCUAUUCUGAAAGCAUUCCAGCUGUUCAUUUAUUUGCCCUUGACCUCACCUUUGAAUAUGAGAGGGGAUAUAGAAGAAAAGCUAAGGCUGUUCUAUCACUAGAUAAUAGAAAGUUAAUAGUAAUUGGAGGCCUGGUGCAGUGGCUCACGCCUGUAAUCUGCACUUUGGUAGGCCAAGGUGGGAGGAUCACUUGACAUUGGCAGUUUGAGACCAGCCUGGUUUAUAUAGUGAGACCCUGUGUCUAUUGAAAAAAGCAAAAAAAAAAAAAAAAAAAAAUGUACUAAUUGGAAUAGCUUAUUAAAGGAGUACAGUGAAGAGUGUGAGACUAACUGCAGCAUGUUAAGUUGGGACACACAACGGACAGAUUUCUAAGAGUUGGGAGACUGACAAAAUCCUGACGUCCAGAAGACACUCUUGGAGUGGAAGGAGAGCUCCAUGGUGGAUUGGAGGAGUAGACACAGAAAAGGAAGUAAUGCAUACAAAAGAAGAGUAGCUUGUUGGGGUAAGGUCUAGAAGUAAGAUCUCUUGGGAGAUGAUAAUCACCUCAGAACGUAAUUUGGAUAUAGUCGCCUCUGACUACACCAUUUCCUGGGGAACACAGUGCAGCAGGAAACUGCCACUUACUUGUGUUUGUCUCCAUUUUAGCUCCUACAGAAGAAGGGAAAAAAGAACUACUGUUCCUAAGUAAUGCGAACCCCUCGCUGCUGGAGCGGCACUGUGCCUACCUCUAAGCCACGAUCACAACAUGUGAGGAAGACAGUGGACAUCUCCUUUUGGCUGGAUCUAGUGAGAUGAGGAAGUUAGGCAGUACACAGGAAGAGGAGCCAGGCCCUUGUACCUAGGGGAUUGGACAGGACUGCAGUUGGCUCUAGACCUGCAUUAAAAUGGGUUUCACUGUGAAUGCGUGACAAUAAGAUGUUCCCUUAUUCCUGAAACUUCUAUUGGUUUAUUGGAUGUGGUUUUUCACAUGUAAGAUAAUUGUGGCUCUUUUCCUAAAAAAUAAAAUACCUUUCUAAA